Messenger RNA from Saccharomycopsis crataegensis, 1305 nucleotides. Its product is annotated as PGA52 family protein. The transcript has a single exon. The record is from RefSeq and is a predicted model, not a curated record. The coding region runs from base 1 to 1305 and encodes 434 amino acids. Gene Ontology annotation, cellular component: fungal-type cell wall. NCBI's taxonomy places the organism in Eukaryota, Fungi, Ascomycota, Saccharomycetes, Ascoideales, Saccharomycopsidaceae.
AUGAAAUUCUCUGCUUCCUUCGUUGCAGCAGCCUCAGUGUUCCUCACCAGCACUGUUUCUGCUGGUAGUACCACUUUUGUCAAGUAUUCUGGUCUCGGUUACAGUGGCCAUUAUAAUGACAUCACCGAUAUGGAUGAGUCUAGUGGUACUUGUAGCUCCUCUUCCAAAUCUUUCAGCGGGAACUUGUCUCCAUUGGAUGAAGAAUUGUCUGUCCACAUCAGAGGGCCAAUCAACUUGAAGAAAUUCGCCGUCUACACCGCCAGCUCUACCUCUUCUAAGAAGAAGAGAUCCGAAUGUGAAGAAAAGGUUAACUUGAAGAGACAUCAACACAAGAGAGAAGCCAACACAUACACCGUUGACGUUACCCAAACCGUUUAUGUCACUGCCGGUCAAGAUGAAACCACCACCAUUGGUAGUAGUUCUGUUGCUGCUGUUGCCACCACUGCUUCUUCCUCUGAUGCCACCUCAACCAUCACCAGCUCCAAAUCUUCUUCCUCUUCCUCUGCCUCUGGCUCUUCCUCUGCUUCUUCUUCAGCUUCCUCCACCUCUUCUUCUUCUUCUUCUAGUGCCUCUGGUGCUUGGUCUAGAUCCUCUUACUAUGACGCCUCUGCCAGCUCCGCUGACAACGUGGUGUUCAUGAACCAUUUGGGUGACACUUCUUACUCCGGUACCUGGUCUUCUACCUUUGGUAACUCCAUUUCUUACUGUAAUGCUGCCGGUACUGGUAAAUCUGCCACUUCCGUCACCCUCAGUGACACCACUUUGGCCUCCAACAAAGAAGUUGUGAUGUUCUCCGGUAGCGAAUGUGACAGCGACUGUGGGUACUACAGAGAAGGUAUUCCAGCUUACAAAGGUUGGGAUGGCUCAGCCAAGAUCUUUGCUUUCAACUUCAAGAUGCCAACUGACUCUUCUGGCGAUUCUAGUGUCGAUAACUACGAUAUGCCAGCCGUGUGGUUGUUGAACGCCAAAAUUCCAAGAACUUUGCAAUACGGUGAUGCCUCUUGUUCAUGUUGGUCCACUGGUUGUGGGGAAUUGGAUUUGUGGGAAGUCGUCACUAGCGGUUCUUCUCAAUUGACCAACCAUUUGCACGAUGGUCAAGGUAAGGAUGGUACCAGAUACGGUGGUGGUGGUUCUUCCGACUACUUUACCAGACCAACCAGCGAUUACGUCACCCUCGUGGCCGUGUUUGACGGUAGUGACGUUUACUUGACGCAAGUUGAUGAUUUUGACUUUGACAGUUCUCUUGAUUCUUCUACUGUUUCUGGCUGGUUGACCGGCACUGCUUCUGAUGCCAUUUUGGUUUAA